GCAGGUUUCAGUUUAAACACAUUCAUAUCAGUCCAAGCAGCUGGUGACUUGGUCUAAAAUCUUUACAGAAACAGAACAAGAUGAAAACUUUGCUUUUGUUGCUUCUCUUCUGUCGUGUUUCAUCAACAGUGAAACACUCACUGAAAUAUUACUCCACUGGAUUCUAUGGAGUCUCAGACCUUCAAGAACUUGUGACUGUUGAAGAGAUUGAUGGGAUCCAGACUUAUUUCUGUGACGGCAUCAACAAGAAAUUAGAGGUGAAACUGGACUGGGAGAAAAAAGUGUUGGAUAAUAAUCCUAAACAAUUACAGUUCUACACUGACGAUUGUUUUGUGGAGUAUCCUCACUUGUUCAAAACCACAAUGUUCGGUCUGAAGCAGGUGUUCAACCAAAGUGAAGGUGUUGACAUUUUGCAGCUUAUGGAAGGCUGUGAAUGGGAUGAAGAGACUGGAGAGGUCACUGGUUUCAUGCAGUAUGGUUAUGAUGGAGAAGACUUUAUUGCUCUGGACCUGAAGACAUCGACAUGGAUCACUUCGAAACCUCAGGCUGUCUCCACCAAGCAGAGAUGGGAUUCAGACAAAGACCUUAUAAUAGACAAUGUGUGGUUCUACACUGAGAUUUGUCCCAAGUGGUUGAAGGUGUAUUUACAGCAUGGGAAGAGCUCUCUAUUGAGAACAAACGUCCCCUCAGUGUCUCUCCUCCAGAAGACUCCCUCCUCUCCAGUCAGCUGCCACGCUACAGGUUUCUACCCUGACAGAGCCAUGAUGUUCUGGAGGAAAGAUGGAGAGGAGAUUCAUGAAGGAGUGGAACAUGGAGAGAUCCUCCCCAACCAUGAUGGAUCCUUCCAGAUGAAUGUUGACCUGAACAUUUCAUCAGUCUCACCUGAAGACUGGAGGAGGUACGACUGUGUGUUUCAUCUCUCUGGUGUGGAGGAUGACAUCAUCACCAAACUGGAUGAAACACGGAUCAGAACCAACUGGGUUGAGAAGUCCAGUAACCAGACCACCACCAUCGUCGUCAGUACAGUGGUUGUUGUUGUUGUCAUCAUAACUGGAUACAUGGUUUAUAAAAAGAAACAAGACCAAAAGGCUCCACCUGGACAGCAAGUUACAUUCAGACCUGAUGAUGAUGAUGUUUAAAUGUGAGCUCACCUGAACUCUCACAGCAGUGACUGGUUCUCUUGCAGCUCAUUGUAUUGAUUGAACUUUAAUGUGUAUGAAGAUUGUAAUGAACAUGUUUAAAUGCUGAACCAAUCAUCUGAGCUGGUUUUAGUUCAUACUGUGAUUUAGGUUGACCUGACAGCUGACUGUGAGCAGCACUAUUAUGUGCUGUUCAUGUUUUCUCUGUGGGUGUUUGACUAACAGUCACCUCUAUGAGCACUAAAUAGAAGUUUUAUUUAGUUCAGUGCCAAAACAAACAGUCACAGAGUGAAUGUAAUCAUAGUACACACCUUAAGCUCACUCACAGAGCUCAAAACGUUUCUGUAAUCUCUUCAGUGUCACAGGUUUCAUUGAAUUAAUUUAAUUGCGUUUUGUUCUCUAAGGUGUAAAGUUGAAGAAGUUUUCUUCAAAAUUUAACAUCAACUUGACUCUGUUAACAACUCCUUUUCUUUUUUAUAAUUGGAAUCGGAAGAUGACUUUUCAAUUGUCCACAUGACUUUACUCUGAUAAAUGACACACACAGCAGCCACUGCAGUAAACCACUUAUUUAUCAUUUUAGUAAUAACUAAGGGAAACUAUAGACUAACAAGACAAUAUAAGAGAAAAUGGAGUCUACAACAAGAAACAUCAACACUUGGCUUCAUAGAACGACAAAUCCACAAGAGUAAAAAAAACAAAUUACAACUAAGAUUCGAGAGACUGAGAAAUAUUUCUCUUCUUCUGUUUUGUUCAUACUUCAGAGAGUCCUAAUAAUAUUAAAAAUCUUGAAUCUUUCCAUCGGUGUAUAUGUUGCAUGACGUGUUUCAAAGGAAACUGGGUUAAGAGACUAAUAUAUUAUAAUUGUUGUUCAUCUCACAGUGAAACACUAAAAUAUUACAUCACUGGAUUCUCUGUAGAUUCUCUGUUUGUUUGUGACCUUACAGAUAGUGAAGAAGCUCUGAACUGAGCUGGUUUAUAACUACAAAAUAACUUGACUGAACUUGUCUAAAUGCCGCCAGGAGCUCCACAAUGUAACCUUUUUAGGGGAUUUCCUAGUGUGUUAUUGGUUGUUUUAGUCUGACUUGUCUGUGCUUUGAACCAGUCAAAAUGUUUUUUUCGUUUUUUUUUUUUUUUUGGGGGGCUUUUUCUUUUCGGCUGUGUCGUUGCUUGUGGGGUUCGGCGGAGCGGCCGUUGUGUCUGGUGGUGUGUUCCUAUGAUCAGCUGUUAGCGCUGUCCAUGUCCCUGGAGAGAGGCCUGCGAUCCUUGCUGUACUUCAGAAGAAGUGCUGGGGAUGCCAGGCUGGAGCUGGAGGUGGUGGAGCGGAGGAGGGGGGUUCGGGUCAGCGGUGCCGUCUGUCCUCAUGGGGAACGUGAGGUCUUUGGUGGCAGAAUGAAUGGACUGUGUGCGUUUGAUGGUUCAUGGUUCCAGAGGGAACGUGUCAUGAGAAGGGUGUUGGAGACCUGGUUCAUUGGACCACAGUACGUCUGUGCCCGGCUUUGGGACUCUAUGGUCGGGACCCCACCCCCCCCCCAGCGGACAAGGAAACACCAUUGCCAAACUACACAUCGCUGUUUGGACACUGUUUUUGCCAACUACUUGCUAACUCUGUAAAUUUGUUUAUUUUGCUAGGUGACUAUUUUAAGAUAAGGUGACAAAGUAAUUUCCCUUGUGGAUCAUUAAAGUCUGUCCAAAUCUAAGUCUAAGAUCCUAAUGAAUAGUAAUAUGUUUUAUUAAAUGCUGAACCAAU
Messenger RNA from Mugil cephalus (flathead mullet), 2886 nucleotides. Its product is annotated as major histocompatibility complex class I-related gene protein-like. The transcript has 7 exons. Gene Ontology annotation, biological process: immune response. Bases 81 to 1139 code for a protein of 352 amino acids. Gene Ontology annotation, cellular component: external side of plasma membrane. Lineage: Eukaryota; Metazoa; Chordata; Actinopteri; Mugiliformes; Mugilidae. The record is from RefSeq and is a predicted model, not a curated record.